Molecule: messenger RNA, 2113 nt
Organism: Neolamprologus brichardi
Lineage: Eukaryota; Metazoa; Chordata; Actinopteri; Cichliformes; Cichlidae
Source: RefSeq, a predicted model, not a curated record
GCCCCACCAGGAAGACGCAGAGAGCAAGAACUAACCAUAGGAACAGGGGUGAGGAGGCCAAGAGAGAAGGUUUUUUUUCCUUUCCGAAAACAGCUACCUGCGUCUGUUUGCCACAAUGGACAGUCGAGAGGUGGGAGAUUUACUGGACGAGUGCCUCGGGGCAGCAGAAGCAGCAGGUCGGCAGUCCACCGGGGUUUCUGAGGCAGGGCCCACCACACAAGAGCGGCUGAAUUACUGCAGCUGCAGAGACUCGCUGUGUGCCGAACUGGCCUCCCUCCUGCAGGAAGCCAUGGACAUGAAAUGGCCUUUUGCACCGGAGAAGUGGCAGUAUAAGCAGUCCGUCAGCGCCACUGACAAAACCAACCUCAAUGACCUCAUCAGCAAACACUUGUCUCAACUACUGGAUCUCCUGAAGGCCUGCAUCAGAGCUGAGGAGGCACACUGUGCACUGGCAGUUGUCUUCUUAGUGGACCGUUACCUCUACUGGACUGAUGAUUCAAGCCGUCUGCUGAAGAUUGCCAAGCUUCUCCACAGACGCUACCCCAAGACCCCCAUAGCCCCCCAGCUGGUCAUACGGCAGGCCAGGGUCUAUUUUAACUCGGGAAAACUGCAGAAGGCAGAGUACAUCCUGAGCAGCCUGAUUAACAACAGCGGGGCGACAGGUCGUUGGAUAUACCACUCUGAAAGUGACCGGGUGCUCGUGCAGGCUGUGAGUGUACAAGUGCGUGGCACGAUUUUGCAAAAGCUGGGCCUGUGGUUAGAGGCUGCAGAGCUAAUAUGGGCUUCCUUGGUUGGGUACUACUCGCUUCCCCAACCUGACAAAAAGGGUAUUGGAACUUCCCUUGGUAUACUGGCCAAUAUAUUGGUAUCUAUGAAUAAUGAGGACUUCCAUGCCUUUAGGACUAAUCCAGAUAUUGAUUUUACAACCCAGGGUACCUGCUUGCUAUCAUACAGUUUCUCAGUGGAGUGUCCAGAUUCUCAAAGACAGUCAUUUCUCCAGCAGGCACAAGAAGCAUUUACAAUUGGCCUUCUCACCAGAGCAGAGGGCGAUCUAGUAACCAGCAAGCAGGAGCUUCAUACCUUUCUAAAAGCUGCCUAUUCCCUCACUGUCACUCACAAGUGGCUUGGAACUCCUUUGGAGGUUGUAGCACAGGCAGUUCAAGCUUGUCAAAAUGCUUUAUCUAGUUUUCACAGUUACUGCCAUGCUGGUACCCAAGACAAAGACAGCCUGUGCACUGAGAUCAUGCACCUGGUCACCCAAGUCAAGCUGCUGCUCCGAGUGAAGCCUUUCCUUAAUUCAGACAAGGGGUCCUUUGUCCCUGACAGCUACAGAAAUGUCAAAGACACCUCUGUAAAUUUUACUCUUGCAAGUUUCGCUAAGAUAAUGAGGCAGCUCCAAAAGUAUCAUGAGUCACUGUGUGAGACCACUGACACACACUGUAGGGAUGCUAAAGAUGAGAUAGAGAUGGACAGAGGAAGGCUGUGUAUAACAGCGCUUUGGACAACCACUGGCACACUCAACACAGAGGCUCAGGGAGGCUCACAUUCAUCCAGUGUGCAUAUGCCUCAAAAGCCUGAAAGCACAGAUAUCCUUGGCUCCUCGUGGCAGGAAGUGUCCAUAACAAGUUCAGGCUCUCCUCAGCCCAGCAGAAGCUAUACAGGAAGCAGUGCUAUUGGACAUAGAGAGGGAGCGACCAAUCAGAGCUGUCUACCCACAGAAGAUGAUGAAGAAAGGUCAGACGACAAGUCACAGUCUCCCCAUGAAAACAAGAAGCGAUACAAAACUGCCCACAGUGCUCUUCAUUUAAAGUUCUCCAAGGCCACUGGACUGUGGACAGCCAUGGAAACUUGUGUUUACAUUGGUGACUCAAUGGGGGAGAAGGGCACACAGAGAACAACAAUAUGGGUGCAGUAUUUACACCAGGAGGAGCGGCUAAGCGAAUAUGUGGGGAAAGAUUACUUGAACCCAAAGCAGAUCCAGUUUCCCCUGAAAGAUGUGGUGCGACAGAUGACAGCCCAGUACUACGUGACUGAAUUCAACAAAAGUCUCUACGACAAAGAAGUUAUGGCUCAGAUCUUCUUUAUUCCGUCAGAAGCACUGUUGGCUACAUGA